UGCAUCACGCGAGUUUCACGCACGCAGAGAUAUACGCAAAUUCUAUCUAUUUUUAGAUACUACAACUUUUUCAACCGUACUUCAUACAAAAUUCUGAGCUUUUGCGAGUGUACCACUGUCAUCUCUAGUUCGCUGCGUCUGUUAAUUUUUUGCAACUCACACUCUCUUGUGGGCAACAUGUCUUCAAACGCAACAAAAAAACCUUUCAAGCCUCCACUUGUCAAUAAACCCACCAUCAAACAAGCUCAGCCCACUGGAAGUGCUGUGCCUCCAAGAACCACUAAGGGACCUAAUAAAGUAAUUGCUGAGCCGAAGAGUUCUGCUGUCCCUCAAGGAACCACUAAGGGACCUAAUAAAGUAAUUGCUAAGCCGAAGAGUCAAAACAAACCUAAGCCUCUAUUGGUGUCUGAUUUUAUUGAUUUGGAAACCCCCUCUGUCAAGACGACUCAAUCAUCGGCCUCAUCGUCUUCAUUGGCCGAAUCUCAGCCAACAGAGACAGACUCAUGUCCAUCUAGUAGGAACAGCUCUUGCAGCACCACACCUACCAGGGAAUCGGCUAAUUCUGUCCCAUGGGGUAGCCAUGUGACUCCUCGAAGAAAAGAGGCUCUUCAGGAUUUGAAGAAGAAGAUUGCAUCCAUAUCAGGCUCCCCUUUUGGAUCAAAGAGCGCGCAAACUUUAAGCUUUUCAAAUCCCACCAGCUCUCGCAGCACCACACCUACCAGGGAAUCGGCGAAUUCUGUGCCAUGGGGUGUCAAUGUAACCCCUCAAAGAAAAGGGACUCUUCAGGAGUUUAAGAAGCUUGCAUCCAUAUCAGGCUCCGCCUCUGGAUCAAACAGCGCGCAAAGUUUAAGUUGUGCUAAUUCCACCCCUGAGGUUGUUGACCUCUCAGUCUCUGAUGAGGCUUCUUUUGUCCCGGGAUCCCAGAGCGUGUCAUCAAACCCCAUAUGCAAAACUAACCCUGACUUGUCAGUUCUUAAUCAAGGCAAAAAUUCAAGGAGAUCUACAGGGAAGAGCAAUUCUGCGCCCGUAACCCAUAAUGAAGUAGAUGAACCUGAAUCUUUGCCUCCUGUACAACUUGGAAAUUACAAAACUUCACUUUCAAGAUGCAAUAGCAGAAGCUUGGAGGCAAAAGCACCGAUUGCUCAGUCACGUCCCAGGAAUGCAUUUCCGUUGUUAAAUCGAUCAAAAUCAGAUGCCUCCAUACCAGAUGAUGUUUCACAUUUCAUUCUGAAGCCAGAUACACUUCGUGUCAACAUAUUGCCCUCUGAUCAGAAGUGUGCUUCUAUGGCCCUUUUAAAUGGUUCAGCCGACAAGGGGCACUCAGUUUUUUUAAAACCGGCUAAACCAACAGUUCAAAAAAAUACAGGUCCAAAACAGAAAAAUCCCUCUGUAAAAUCAAAAUCACCGGUGAAGGAAAACCAAAAUCCUUUGCGAUCUCAAAUAUCCAAGCAGAAACAAGAAAAUCUUGAGAAAAGGGACAAUAUUCUUCUGAAUGAAGUACUUCUCUCAGUUGCACAGUCUUUCUCAAAAUCAAACCUUGCAAUGGAACCUGAAUAUGUCAGUGAAGCUGAAGAAUCAAAGACUCCUGCAGAGAAAAAGGUCCAAAAAAAGCAAGCGACAGCAAAAAAAUCCUCUGAAAAAUCAAACGGUGUACCAAAACAACUGAAAUCAGUCACUAAUUCUCAAGAAUCAAAGAGCUCUGGAAAGAAUAGGGUGCAAAAAAGGCAAGUCACAGCAUCUAAAUCCUCUGAGAAAUCUAAUGUCCUACCAAAAGCACCCGCAGUUGUUAGUCAGGCUCCUGACUCAAAGAGUUCUCGAGGGAGGACCAUCCGUAAAAGGCAAGCAGAAAACUCAAGCUCCGCAGCAUCACCAGAGCCCAGUGGCUCAGUGCACGGGCGGAAACGUUCGAAAGUAGAAAGCGCCCUGCCAAGAGAUGACCUUAUUUCCUUAGCUGCCUCUAAAGCAGGAAAAUACCAUAAAGUUCCGAAAGUUAUCAACGGCAUUAAACUGUCUCCAGAAGAAAGACUGCUAGCCUUGCAAAAGUUGCGGGGGGAUGUUGGUACAUGGAUUCAAUGUUGUCAUGCUCAGUGUUCAAAGUGGAGGUAUGUCCAUGAUAUCAAAGAUCCUGUCCAAGUUCCGCGUCUCUGGUAUUGCAGGAAUAAUCCAGACCCAGAAUACAACUCUUGUUUGAAGCCAGAGCAAAAAAUGACUGCAGAGGAGGAAGAGGAUUUAAUUGAAACAAAAUUUACCGCCGGCUCUGUGGUGUGGGCCCGUGUUGUUGGCUAUCCAUUUUGGCCAGCUAUGGUCGAAGAUGAUCCAGAUUAUGAUCAGUUUUAUUGGUGUCAUGAUCGUGAUCCUCAAAAAGUGACUCAGUAUCAUGUUACCUUUUUCGACACAAAAGCUGUUACUCGAUCAUGGGUUACCACUCCAUCAGUCAAAGCCUUCACAGAAUUAGACAACCCAACCAAAAGGCUAACUGGUAAAAAUGCUUGCUAUGCUUCACGCAUCAAUGAAGCAAAAAAGGAAGCUUCCAUUGCCCUCAAACUGACAAAUUCAGAACGUCUAGCUAAAUGUAGUUUUAUCAAACGUUUCGCUGGACCAAUUAAGAAGAAAAAAUCAGCCUUCUCUGAUAAAACUGGUGAAUGUUCGUUCAAUUCUAGUGAGGACUCAGACUCAGCAAUUAACAGUGAAGAUGAUAUCCCCACUAAAUUUGCUACAGAAAGUCUUAAAACCCUCGACCCACGCCCCCAGAACAGAAACCUAAAAUGCAAAGCCACCAGCUCAGGCUCGAGCAAAAGUCUGCCAAACAAUGACACGAAUAGAUCUAAGAAUACUCCCUCUGAAGAUAAGAUUCCGUCCAACUCCAAGCAAGUAAAUAAUGCUCCUCCUAUUAAUAGUGAAACACCAAAUCUUGAUCAUAGUGAUAAGCCCUGUUCUGCCUCAAUUUUUGAUUGUAACAAUCAAUUUGAUAAUGAAGUGACUUCAAGUCAGGAUAUCCUCCCUGAUCUUCCCCUGAAAACGGACUAUAUCGUUCUCUCCCCAGUGAUGGAUGAUAUAAAUCAGUUGACUCCCGAUGACAUCGGUGCUUUGUCGCAAGGAGUUGUUAAUUCCGAUGGAGGAAUUUUCGAUUCUGUUGCAUCCGGUUUCCAACGUUUGUCCCAAAGUCUCUUUGGAUCCCAAGAUAUAAAUUUUAACUCUUAAUUUCUCAAAGAUUCCAUAACUGACUCCAUCUUAAUGUUACUAUUUUUAUACAUUUCUUAUGUUGAAUCUCUUUUUAUUAAUAAUGCCAAAUUUCUGUUACGUAGAAAGCUAGGUUUAAACUCUAACUUUAAUCGUUUCUUCAUGAUACGUAUUUUAAUUCCGUUUUUGUGUGUCAAAAGAGAUAGUCAUCAAGGCCAUCAUGAUAUUUGCAACUUUUUCUAAAAUUAUGAUUUUUCGGUUUUUUUUCCUAUUGUUCCCAUCCUACCUAAGUACCUUUCUUAGGAAUAAGCACUAAACUUGUAUUUAGUUUUGAAAUUAUGUAAAAGUUUCCUAAUAAUAUUAGUGUAAUAAGUCUUCAUAUCAAAUUCAUAAAGUUGUCAAGACCGUUAUGAUAUCAUUUCCCAGAACUAUAACUUUCAGUAUUUUAUUAAUUUUUUUACUCAGUAUUUAGUUAUUUUUUUACUCAGUAUUUAAUUUUUUGUACUACUCCUUACGAAUUUUUUGUUACAAUAUUGUUAAAAUGAAACACUAUCUGUUCAAGUAUAAAAAGCAAACUCCCUCAGAGUAUCUGACUUAGUUUGUAUUAACUCUCAGGUAGCAAGUAAUUAAAGCAACGAACCUGUGAAGGUAUGUUUCAACCACGUUUAUCUUCCAACUUUUAAAUACAAGUAUCACAAUCAUCAUUUUAAAUAGUUGUUUCAGAUGUGCCUUUUAAAAUAAACAAAAUAUUUUCUUUGCUUA
This is a messenger RNA of Bemisia tabaci, 3942 nucleotides long. RefSeq lists its product as uncharacterized. The record is from RefSeq and is a predicted model, not a curated record. Gene Ontology annotation, cellular component: nucleus. NCBI's taxonomy places the organism in Eukaryota, Metazoa, Arthropoda, Insecta, Hemiptera, Aleyrodidae. Gene Ontology annotation, molecular function: zinc ion binding.